Molecule: messenger RNA, 2607 nt
Organism: Aaosphaeria arxii CBS 175.79
Lineage: Eukaryota; Fungi; Ascomycota; Dothideomycetes; Pleosporales
Product: NADH-quinone oxidoreductase
Exons: 5
Coding region: 75-2321 (748 amino acids)
Biological process (GO): ATP synthesis coupled electron transport
Cellular component (GO): membrane
Molecular function (GO): iron-sulfur cluster binding; NADH dehydrogenase (ubiquinone) activity
Source: RefSeq, a predicted model, not a curated record
GUCCUGAUCGAGCUCCGCAGCAGCAAAACAACCCACACAUCCCCCCCUCCCUCCCCAUCGCACACGCCCUCAAUAUGCUGCGGCAACAAUUGAUCCGGUCGCUGAGGAGGCCUGCUAAGCUCGCAGGCCUCAAUGGCAGCCGGGCCUUUACUGCCUCUGCCAACAGGCCAGCAGAGGUAGAAAUCACAGUUGAUGGAAAGAAAGUAUCAAUCGAGGCCGGCUCUGCCCUCAUCCAAGCGUGCGAAAAAGCCGGAUCCACCGUCCCCCGAUACUGCUACCACGAGAAGUUGAUGAUUGCUGGAAACUGCCGUAUGUGUCUGGUCGAGGUGGAGCGGGCUCCCAAACCUGUGGCAUCCUGCGCGUGGCCGGUACAACCUGGAAUGGUCGUCAAGACCGACUCACCACUAGUACACAAGGCGCGAGAGGGUGUCAUGGAGUUCCUGCUCGCCAACCAUCCUCUGGACUGCCCCAUCUGCGACCAGGGAGGCGAGUGCGAUCUCCAGGACCAGUCGAUGCGGUACGGUGCCGACCGAGGACGUUUCCACGAGAUUGGCGGCAAGCGUGCCGUCGAGGACAAGAACAUUGGACCGCUCGUUAAGACUUCCAUGAACAGGUGUAUUCACUGCACCCGUUGCGUGCGUUUCGCCAACGAUGUUGCCGGUGCUCCUGAGCUCGGCUCAACGGGACGUGGCAACGACCUCCAGAUUGGUACUUACCUCGAGACCGCCCUCGACUCCGAAAUGUCUGGAAACGUCAUCGAUCUCUGCCCCGUCGGUGCCCUGACCUCCAAGCCCUACGCAUUCAAGGCUCGUCCCUGGGAACUCUACCAUACCGAGACUGUCGACGUCCUCGAUGGUCUGGGCUCGAAUAUCCGUGUCGACUCCCGUGGUAUCCAGGUCAUGCGAAUUCUCCCCCGAUUGAACGACGACAUCAACGAGGAAUGGAUCAACGACAAGUCCCGUUUCGCCUGCGACGCUCUGAGCACACAGCGAUUGGUCAACCCGCUCGUGAGGGAGGACGACCAGUUCAAGCCCGCCACUUGGGAACAGGCACUCGUCGAGAUCGGCAACGCUUACAAGAGGAUAUCACCAAAGGGCAAUGAAUUCAAGGUUGUUGCCGGCCAAUUGGUUGAGACUGAGACUCUUGUCGCUAUGAAGGACCUCGCCAACAAACUCGGAUCUGACAACCUUGCUCUGGACCAGGCCAAUGGCAGCCAACCCGUUGCUCACGGUGUUGAUGUUCGCUCCAACUACGCUUUCAACUCUAAGAUCUACGGUGUCGAGGAGGCUGACGCUAUCCUCCUCGUUGGUACCAACCCCCGCCACGAAGCUGCCGUUCUCAACGCCCGCAUCAGGAAGCAGUGGCUCAGGUCUGAUCUCGAGAUUGGCAUCAUUGGUGAGGAUUUCGAGAGCACUUUCGAGUACGAGAAGCUUGGUACCUCUGCCGCGGACCUCAAGACGGCCCUCUCUGGAGCUUUCGGAAAGAAGCUACAGGCAGCCAAGAGGCCUAUGAUCAUCAUUGGUAGCGGUGUCACCGAGCACGCUGAUGCCAAAUCCGUCUACGAGCAGGUUGGUGCUUUCGUCGAGAAGAGCAAGGCCAACUUCCAGACCCCCGAGUGGAACGGCUACAACGUCCUUCAGCGCGCUGCAUCGCGAACUGGAGCCUACGAUGUCGGUUUCACCGUCCCAUCUCCUGAGGUCGCCAACACACAAGCCAAGUUCGUCUGGUUGCUCGGCGCCGACGAGGUCAACGAGGCAGACAUCCCCAAGGAUGCAUUCGUCGUCUACCAGGGCCAUCACGGAGACCGUGGCGCCCAAUUGGCCGACGUUGUUCUCCCUGGUGCCGCCUACACUGAGAAGUCCGGAACAUACGUCAACACCGAGGGCCGUGUACAGAUGAGCCGAAGCGCGGUUGGCCUUCCCGGCGCCUCGCGCGACGACUGGAAGAUCGUCCGAGCUGCUUCAGAAUACCUCGGUGCCGAGCUCCCUUACGACGACAUCGAGGCGCUCCGCGACCGCAUGGAGGAGAUCGCCCCCGGUCUCAGGCGAUACGACGCCGUCGAGCCCGUCGCCCUGCCUGCCCUCAGCAAGGUCCAGCUCGUCGACCAGAACAAGGGCGCGCAAGCCAGCAACCAAUCCCUCAAGUACCCCAUCGAAAACUUCUACCUCACAGACGUCAUCUCAAGAAAUUCCCCAACAAUGGCCCGCUGCUCAGCCGCAAAGGCAUCCAAGAACCCGCUUACAAACUUCGACGCCCCAGGCGAGCCCCAACCACAAGUCGGCUACGGCACACAGAGCCAGAGCGCCCUCGCUUCAGCAUAAAGAUCUUUUCUUUCUCUAAACCGCGGAAGGAAAAAUUGGUGGAAGGGGGCUCCUAAUAGGUCCCGUUUGCUUGUAAAUUCUAGAGAUGAUGCGGACGGGGCAGUAAGUGGGAAUGAUGCCCCUCUAAGAAUAGAGCGAGAUAUGAAAGCAUGGAAAGGGAGGCGAAGGAAAGGCAGAGGAGAGGAAGAAGAGCAUGAAAUUCAAACCGUCCCUGUACUGUACAUAGGCACACACCGUUAUUGGGUUAAGACACACUUUUUUUUGAACAACAAUGAUCAUUUCCAAC